This is a messenger RNA of Botrytis cinerea B05.10, 1872 nucleotides long. RefSeq lists its product as hypothetical. The record is from RefSeq and is a predicted model, not a curated record. Lineage: Eukaryota; Fungi; Ascomycota; Leotiomycetes; Helotiales; Sclerotiniaceae. The transcript is spliced from 4 exons. The coding region runs from base 336 to 1823 and encodes 495 amino acids. Gene Ontology annotation, molecular function: hydrolase activity, acting on carbon-nitrogen (but not peptide) bonds.
GGGCCCACAUCCACACAUUCCAUGUACCGCUGAAUUCUUACCUCCGCAAUUUCAUGAUGGCUGGCUGGCUGGCAAGUGGCCAUUUUGGACUAAUAGUCAGCUCUUCCAAACAACCGAGCUUUAUUCAUUAGUCCGGUCACCCGGUGUCGAUAGCUAGCUGUCUAUGCUUGAGUUGUUGUUAUUCUGUAAGUGGUCACAAUGUGAAUAUAAAUAUACACUGGGGAGGCAGCACAAUACAUACCAUGUAAUGGUUUUCUCAAAAUACAAGUAAUGUGAGAACUACCUAUCUCUUCAUAUCAUCAUUACCUUAUCAUUAGCUUACUUCAAGCCACACUAUGGCACCAUCCCGAAUUGGAUCGCCGAUUCCUAUUCUCCUCGAGGAAACAACGAGCCCCAAAAGAUACAGCGGACCCCCACGAAACAUUGCUGCUAUCAACAAUAUUCAAUUUGACUCCUCUCUACAGCCGAAAAACUACGAGAUACUAGGUACUCACCCUGAGUCUAAGCUUCUCUUUCUCGACGUAAACAUUCUUGAUUCCACUGGACGUGACCCAUACCGUGGCGAUGUGUUGAUCGAAGGUGAAAAAAUCAGUGAGGUAGGAAUUGUAGAGAAUGUCGAGGAAUUGAGAAAGGACCAUAGAGUCCGGGUAUUCAAUGGUCGCGGAAGAACGCUGAUGAGCGGGUUGGGAGAUUCCCAUACACACUUUUCGUGGAAUGGGGGCGAUUUGAAUAGAUUAGGAGACUUGGGAGUUGAGGAGCAUGUGCUCUUGACGGCGAGGAGUGCACAGUGCUAUCUCGAUUCUGGUUACACAAUGUGUUUUGGUGCGGCAUCAGCAAAGGAACGACUCGACGUAGUUAUUCGAGAUGCUAUUAACGCAGGUGAUAUCCCGGGGCCGAGAUAUCUCGCCAAUGGAAAAGAAAUGGCCCGUCGAGAUGGUACUUUGGUUGCAGGAAUCACAGCUUAUGCCGACGGACCUGAGGAGAUGAGAGAAGUUAUUAGACACCAUGUCAACAUUGGUGUAGAUCAAGUCAAAUUAAGCAUGAGUGGAGAAGAGAUUACUGAAACAAAAUCGGCACAAGAUUGUUACUACACCGAUGACGAAACAGCAGCUUGCGUGGAUGAAGCCCACAGCCUGGGUGCAAGACUCUGUGCUCAUGCAAGGGCACGCGACUCGGUCAAGAUGUGCAUCAGACAUGGCGUCGAUGUUAUAUAUCACGCAUCCUACACCGACGACGAGGGAAUGGAGAUGCUCGAUGCAAAGAAAGAUAAGCAUAUUGUAGCACCUGCUUUGAACUGGCUUAUUGCCACUCUAAACGACGCCGCUGCAUUCGGCUAUACACACGAAAAGGCCGAGUCCGUCGGUUAUCAAAAAGAACUUGACGCAGCGAUUCGCGCUCUUCGCGAGAUGCACAAGCGUGGAAUCGUUGUCCUCCCUGGCGGAGACUAUGGCUUCGCGUGGACGCCACAUGGUACCUACGCACGAGAUCUAGCGCACUUCGUCAACCUCCUUGAUUUUACGCCUAUGGAAUCAAUAAUUGCGGCGACGGCGGGGGUCGCCAAACUGUUUAUGAGAGAUCAUGAGCUGGGUAAGAUUCAAGCUGGCUUUUACGGGGAUUGUAUUCUAGUCGAUGGGAAUCCGCUAGAGGAUAUUACCAUUUUACAAGACCACGAUCGGUUGAAUGUCAUCACGAUCAACGGGCGGGUACACAAAGCGGGGAGGAAAGAAUAUGUGGCCCCACCAAUCGCAGGGCAGGAUGGAAAUUCUCACCCUAUUGUGCCAGAUUUUCCGGAGUUGAAGGCUUCAAUGCAGAAGAACUAUUAGGAGAUUACUGAUCCGAUCAAAUAAAACUUGACAAUUUCUUGUUGUUGCA